This is a messenger RNA of Suillus discolor, 886 nucleotides long. RefSeq lists its product as uncharacterized. The record is from RefSeq and is a predicted model, not a curated record. NCBI's taxonomy places the organism in Eukaryota, Fungi, Basidiomycota, Agaricomycetes, Boletales, Suillaceae. Bases 23 to 886 code for a protein of 287 amino acids. The transcript has 5 exons.
CCUAUUUCCCCACACUACAAUAAUGCCGUGGUUUUGCCGAUGCCUCGCGCCCAGCUGUCUCUGUGAACAUGUAUUUCUGUGUGUGACACGCGUUUUCGUCGCUGUCAAGCCCGCCCACCUGAUUAGAAUUCGGGACCGACUCGGGACAAUACCAAGCCGUGGAGAGCGAGAGCUGUUUGUUGGCGUUGCCCAGCAGAUCAUAGUGGGUGUAUUGGAUUGCAUUUCGGCGUGUACUGUGCUUCGGGGUGCCAUGCUUUUGAUGUCUCUGCGUCGUGCAGAUCUGGAGGAACAACGGUCCAUUGGUAACCCUCUUUGUAGGGUACUUGCUGUCCAGACUCCCUAUAUCCUCGAGACCUUGGCAUCACGACGGCCAAGAAUUACCAAAGUUCCUUGGUCUGCGAACCACCGAUUUAGUGUUCCCGCCAAGCCACCACAAGCCAUCACCAAGGGAGGAGCCGAGCCGAAUCUACCAAGGUUACCAGGGAGGGCGGCUUUUCAUAUACUUCUCUCAAGCUUCCCCGCAACCCAUACCACCGGCUCACUGAAAGCUCCGGACACUAAAAGGCGGUAUCGUCAGAGGACCUGGAUAGAUUUGCCACCUACGGACGGGGCCCUUGCAAGCCCUGGGCCUUUUUCAUCUCUCGAGGUUACCUGGACAACUGAGAUCUGGCACCUAGGACUGCUCCGCCAGCUGCCCCUGAAGCAUAUCGACUAUGUCUCUGUAUUAGGUCAGACUAUAGGGCACCCUCGACGGAUGAUGCGACAGGCGAUUCUGUUUACCAGACAAAACAAGCUGAAAGGAAGAUUUGUUAUUAAAGCACAGGAGGAUCAAGGCGUCACUAUAGGAGACUGGACAAGAUCAUAUCGGUAUCAGCCUGAGUCCUAA